AUGCCCGAACUCGGCGAGUCGCUCAGCGACGUGCAGGCCAAGGCAGACGAAUGGCAGUGUGCCCUCGACAAGGUGGACGCGCUCGUCGCCGACCUCAUCUCCGACCAGUCGGCCCUCGCCCACGACAUCGAGCGGCUCGAAGCUGUUCAGCCCGAGCCCACCAGCACCCCCGUCAAAGCUGCCACGCAAGAGCAGGAGCGCCAGAUCCGCGAUCUCGAGCAGGAGCGCGACCAGUACCACGGCAUAAAUCUCGAGCUCGAGCUCAGCGUCCACGACCUGCGCUCGAGGAUUGCCGCUCGCACCGCCGACGUGGAGGCGGCCAAAGCGGCGGCCCCGCAAGCUCAAGUUCGUCCGGGCGGCGCGAGCGGCGCCGGCGAUGCCGCGCGUUGGCUCGAGUCGGUCAUUCUCGUUCUCAUCGACGGCUCGUCGGCGCCGUUCAACGAGCAGCUUGUUCGUCGCGGGUGGGAGGGAGGAAGAGAGGUCGGCGAGAGGGUGAGGUGGGAGGUCGAAAAGGACCUGCGAGAGCACGACAUCGAGCUCGAGGAGGGGCACGACGAUACGGCGGCGGCGAAGCAGCCGAGCGUGCUGUGCCUCUUCUGGCACAACCGCAAGGCGCUUCUCUACAACUUCAAGCAGAGCAAGGUCAGCUCGAACGACGGCGCGUGGGACUCGUUCCUCGCCGGCUUCAACAGCGUCCCGACCAACCACGCCCUCGACCACGGCGAGGCGAGCACGUGUGCCGCCAUGGCGCUCGUCAUCUCGACUCUCGGGCGCUCGAGUGCCGUAAAGCGCAUCUACCUCGCCGGCGUCAACCUCGAGGAGCUGCACGAGACGCUGCCCGACCUGCGUCCGAACAAGGCGACCCUCUUCCACGUCGACCUCGUCCCCAAGCUCGUCCUGGUCGACCACCGCGAGACGGACGACGCGCGCGAGACGCUCCUCACCUCGGGGUGGCGCGUCGCGCGCUUCCUGCGCUACUUCAGCAGCCACCACGGGCUUGGCGGCGACCUCGGGUGGGCCUACAGGCCGUCGACGCCGAUCCUCGGCCCCGGCGACCAGAACCACGACAUUGGCGCCGACGAGAACGGCUUCGAGGACGUUUACGAGCCGCAGAAGUUCCAGGCCCAAGGAGGGUGGACAACGGUGGGCGCGAGGGCGGGCAAGGCGGGAGCGAGGAGGUGAGCGAGCAGGAGGUCUGUGCGGCGCUGUGCAACUCUGUCCCUUGUCUCUCUCUC
Molecule: messenger RNA, 1235 nt
Organism: Rhodotorula graminis WP1
Lineage: Eukaryota; Fungi; Basidiomycota; Microbotryomycetes; Sporidiobolales; Sporidiobolaceae
Exons: 10
Source: RefSeq, a predicted model, not a curated record